UCCACAGAGCACAGAAGUCAGGGUUCUCCCCAGCACACACUGGAACAGAGCAGGCUCCUCAGGCCUCCAGGAUGCCCAUCCCUGCCUCCCAGCCCCGCCCCCCUCUUCCUUGCCUGCUGCUGACUCUACUGCUGGGACUCACAGGAGCGGCAGGUGAGGAGCUGCAGGUGCUUCAGCUUGAGAAGUCAGUGUCAGUUGCAGCUGGAGAGACGGCUACUCUGCGCUGCACCCUGACCUCCCUGCUCCCUGUGGGGAACGUCAUGUGGUUCAGGGGGACAGGGUCAGGCCGGGAGUUAAUCUACAGUUUCAAAGGAGGCCACUUCCCCCGAGUAGAAAAUGUUGCAGAUGUCACAAAGAGAAACACCACGGACUUUUCCAUCCGCAUCAGUAACAUCACCCCGGCAGACACUGGUAUCUACUACUGUGUGAAGUUCCAGAAAGAGAGCCCUGAUGAUGUGGAGUUUAAGUCUGGACCAGGCACCCAGCUCACCGUGAGUGGUGAGUACAGCCCAAACCGACUCCCCCCCGUGGUAUCGGGCCCCACGGUGAGAGUCCCACCUGAGGAGACAGUGAGCUUCACCUGCGAGUCCCACGGCUUCUCCCCCAGACACAUCACCCUGAAGUGGUUCAAAAAUGGGAAUGAGCUCCCAGCCUCCCAGACCAACGUGGACCCAGACGGAGAUGGCGUUUCCUACAGCGUCUCCAGCACAACCAAGGUGGUGCUGGCCCCGGGGGAUGUUCGCUCCCAGGUCCUCUGCGAGGUGGCCCACAUCACACUGCAGGGGUGCCCUCCUCUUUGUGGGACGGCCAACUUGUCUGAGACCAUCCGAGGUCCGCCCACCUUGGAGGUUUCCCAACAGCCCACGGCAGGGAACCUGGUGAACGUCACCUGCCAGGCGAACAAGUUCUACCCUCGGCACCUAAAGCUGACCUGGUUGGAGAAUGGAGACGUGUCCCGAACAGAAAUGGCCUCAACACUCAUAGAGAACAAGGAUGGGACCUUUAACUGGACGAGCUGGCUCCUGGUGAACUCAUCUGCCCACAGGGAGGAUGUGGUGCUCACCUGUCAGGUGCAGCAUGACGGGCAGCCGGCGGUCACCAAACACCAUACCCUGGAGGCCUCUGCCCACCAGAAGGAAGGGGACACAGGUGGAAUCCCUGGUGAGGCCUCCACUCCAACUGAGCUGGCUCUUUUAAAAUUUUAUCCUUUUUAGAUAUUAAAAUUA
This is a messenger RNA of Diceros bicornis minor, 1226 nucleotides long. RefSeq names its product tyrosine-protein phosphatase non-receptor type substrate 1-like. Gene Ontology annotation, biological process: positive regulation of phagocytosis; positive regulation of T cell activation. Gene Ontology annotation, cellular component: plasma membrane. The record is from RefSeq and is a predicted model, not a curated record. The transcript has 4 exons. Lineage: Eukaryota; Metazoa; Chordata; Mammalia; Perissodactyla; Rhinocerotidae. The coding region runs from base 72 to 1214 and encodes 380 amino acids.